Messenger RNA from Symbiodinium sp. CCMP2592, 441 nucleotides. Lineage: Eukaryota; Dinophyceae; Suessiales; Symbiodiniaceae. The record is from the annotation of a GenBank genome assembly.
AUGCCGACUUCGAGCUGCCUUUGCAACUCUGCAAUGGCACGUCCGUGGAGGAGUGUGAUCCGGGUAUGCCGGAGAAACUGUGCAACGCGAGGUACGUGUGCGACGCGAAGUCCUGCUCCAUGUGCCGUCGUAUGGAGAAUCGGUGCGCGAAGGAUGCCAGAUGCAGAGCUUGAGCAAAUCGAUGAGACGACUUACAGGCCACAGGAGCUUGCAGGAAAGCGGUUUGGGGAGGGCCAUGGGAGUUUGUGGAAAGCGGCUUUGGGUUCGUCGUGGGGAAGUGUCGUCGACUACGCAGCUUAUGGCAAAGCGGUGCGUCGCGGGGAGCGUCGUGGGACGGUGCGUGGCCACGGGAAAAUGGUUUGGGAUGAAGAGAUUGGUCGGCGGAGCCUGUCGGAAAGCGGCUCGGGGCUUGUCGCGGGGAUUAUCGCGGGAUGGUGUUAG